This is a messenger RNA of Amphimedon queenslandica, 2008 nucleotides long. RefSeq lists its product as uncharacterized. Gene Ontology annotation, cellular component: cytoplasm. The transcript is spliced from 2 exons. Gene Ontology annotation, biological process: cell surface receptor protein tyrosine kinase signaling pathway. NCBI's taxonomy places the organism in Eukaryota, Metazoa, Porifera, Demospongiae, Haplosclerida, Niphatidae. The coding region runs from base 137 to 1897 and encodes 586 amino acids. The record is from RefSeq and is a predicted model, not a curated record.
CCCUCCCACAUCGUAUGUUCACUGCACUCGCACCCCUUCGCUCUCUUUCCCCCUUUCUGAAGAACUCCUUCGCUUCUUUCUCAAGUAGAUUUGGAUUCAACAUUACAUUGAAUGUUAGAGCCUCGUUUAUUUAGACAUGGAAGUGAUUCACGAGGGUGUCUUAGAGAUUGGUGUUAAACCUGAUAGCAAAUCAAGCAAAGAUUGGACUUCGAGAUUAUUCGUGUUGAAAAACUACACCUCCACUGGUCGAGCUACACUCGAUUUUUAUAAAAGCACAAAGAAAAGGUGGCAGAAGCAGUCGAUAAAAGGUGUCAUCUCCUUGUGGCCUAGCUUCAGCCUCUCCAUAGCUCACCAAUGCAGCUAUAAAUUCACACUGAGACUAGAGACGCCAGAACAAAUUGUUUUCUUGGCUGCUCCAUCGCAAGCGUUAAUGAACAGGUGGUAUUAUUUCAUUCAAACACAGCAUAUCUUGGUACCCAUGCAUGACAUGUAUUUAUUCAACGUUCAAGGAAGAGAUUCCGAAUUUAUGAAUAUAAUUGGCGCUGUGGGCGACUGUCAACUUGUAAUAACGACGGAGUGUAGAUUGAUGGCUAUAAAACUUCCAAAAAAGGAAGUCCUCUGUAUUUGGCCUUUUGAUACAUUAAAGACGUUUUCAUACGGGGGCGGGCUGUUCUCUUUCACGUCCGGUCGCCAUUCACCACACGGGCCUGGGGACUAUGCAUUCAUUACAACACAGGACAAAUUGAUCCACGAUUCAUUGCAGAAGUCGAUUGAUAAAGCACGAAGAGGCAGUACUAUAUCUUCAGGUAGUUCCAGUCAUCUCAGUGUAUCCGAACGCCCACCUGCUAAAUUACCUUCACCAGGUGGGCUGUUCAUGCAUAACGAAAGAGACGAAGACAGUAGCUCGGAUGUUGUAACUAGCAGUAGCGAGGAAAAUCAAUUAGGAGGUGUGGUUUUGGGCGUAGCCUCUAAUAAUAUAUACACAGAGGCUGACGUGUCUCCUUCCCAUCCUCCCCCACUGCCUAAUCAACCUCCACCUAAGGUACCACCAAAAGGAUUGCCUGGGGCGGUGCCAGGGAAGGCGUGGCUUCAUGAUCGAUAUCAGUCUGCAUCGCCAGAAGUGGAUAUGACUGGUAACGAAACCGGAGGAGAUCAUUUAUAUUCUCAUACAGUUCAUCCUGGUAAGGUCACUAGUCCAGUCGAAGAAAAUCCGUCAAUUUAUAAUGCUUUGGUACAUAACGGGAAGACUGCAAGUGCCAAUUACGAAUUAGCGUAUCCCAAACCGGCCCAACAGGUAAUUCAAGGGACUGAAAAUUACUCGUUCAUAUCUCAAGACUCAGCGAAAAAAAACACCAAGCCAGUCGAUAUUGCUCCUCCUGCCCUGCCCAUAAGUCCCGUUGGCAUGACGACCAAUCCCUUAUAUGGCUCGAGCGGUAAUCUUUUAGAAGCAGUCGAGUCUGCGUCCUCACUGUCUCCUAGCAACAAGCCACUCCCACCAGAAUUGGUCACCGAUCCACUUCCUUCUAGUGAUCCUCUUUCUGAAGUGCAAAAUGUACCACAAGAAGAGAAACCCAAACAGCCUACAAGACCGGACGUUACAGCUAACCCUACUUACGUUACAACAACUUUAAAAGAAGCUCCACCUACAGCUCCUACAACCGAAAACAACCAGCCCACCAUCACGACUGCUAUCACUGAAAACGAUGAUCCCAAGCCCCCGCCAAUACGUGAAUAUUCAAAGGUAUCUAAACCGGUCCCGUUCCCAGAGGUUAGUAAUGGGUCUGAGAAUAUUCCAGGGUCCCUUGGCUCUGAUAUCAUAGCUAGUUCGGUUAGUUCUGAUCCACCUCCCAUACCUGAGAGAGAGUACAGUUUCAGUGAUUGUGACAAUACCAACUGACUAUUAAUCUUAUCCCAAUAUCCUGUUCAAUAAUAUCGUCAUUAAUUUAUUAUUAUUAUUAAAUUUUUUGAUUUUAUUUCUUUCCAUUAUCUAGAUUUUUAUUAUAACGUU